CAGUAUAGACGGACGUGACCCGUGCCUUCUCCUGGAGCAGAUAGGGUGAGCAGCUGAAACGAGUAACAUCCAGCCUGAAUUGGCAGAGGAGAUUCAGCUGGGAGACAAUUUGCAGCCAGGAAAGGCAGAGGACUGCUGGAGACUGCCGGAUCAGGCUCCCUUAACCGGGCAGCCUCCACUGCUGCUGAAAUCUCUCCCGGAGCGGCCAGCUCAGCCACGGAGACUGCACCAUCUUGAGUGGCUGAUAUCGGGAGCUUAUACAUCCAGAGACCCUGCAACCACGGCACCCAGGGACUAGCUACAAACCCAGGAACACCGGAUCUCAAGCAGUGCGAAUACGAGGACUCAGACAAGCCCUGCUCCUCCUCCUGGAAAGAUUCUUUCUUUUCAGACCCACUAUGGAAUAAAGCGAUACCCCUUCUCAAUUGCCCAUCCUGCUCUUUUGGAGGUUUUGAAGAUUACCAGCUUCCAACAGCUACAAGAAAGAGACAGAGUAUAAGAGUCUCUAUUCCAAAGCAUCCCAUAAGUGUGAAAGGAAGUUCUACAAGGAGUAUGGCCUGCAGUGACCCAGGGGAACUGUGGAUUGGUAACAUCUGAACAUACCAAACCAAACAGAUAAACUCUUGCACCACCACUACUACCACACUGUAUCACAAAGAAAUGCCACACUACGUGGAUUCCAAGCAGGCUAAAAAGAAAAAGAGUUGACUAGAUCUCAGACCCACUAAACGGGAUGACGGCCACAGCUGCAGUGGAGACACCAAAAAUGAAGAAGAGUGCCUCCAAAGAAGAGAAGCAGCAACCUAACCAAGACAGCACAGAACAGGGCAAUGCUGAUUCUGAAGAGUGUAUGAGCUCUGAGAGUGACCCUGAACAGAUGAGCCUUAAGAGCUGCAACAGCAGUGACAAUAGCUGCCAACCUGGAGUUGUUCAGUUGAAGAAAAAGGAGAUUCCCUCCAAGCCACACCGCCAGCUCUGUAGAUCACCCUGCCUAGAUCGUCCAAGCUUCUCCCAGAGCAGCAUUCUACAGGAUGGGAAGGUUGACUUGGAAAAAGAAUACCAAGCCAAGGUGGAUUUUGCUCUAAAGCUGGGCUAUGCAGAGGAACAGAUUCAAUCAGUGCUGAACAAGCUGGGCCCAGAAUCACUUAUCAAUGAUGUAUUGGCAGAGCUUGUCAGACUUGGGAACAAAGGUGAUUCAGAAGGGCAGGUCAACUUGAGUCUGUUAGUGCCUCGGGGGCCCAGCUCCAGAGAGAUUGCAAGCCCUGAACUGUCUCUUGAAGAUGAAAUAGACAGCAGUGACAAUUUGAGGCCAGUUGUCAUUGAUGGAAGUAAUGUGGCAAUGAGCCAUGGGAAUAAAGAAGAGUUCUCUUGCAGAGGAAUACAACUAGCUGUGGAUUGGUUUCUAGAUAAAGGCCAUAAAGAUAUUACUGUAUUUGUGCCCGCGUGGAGAAAGGAGCAAUCCCGACCUGAUGCACUAAUUACAGAUCAAGAUAUCCUACGAAAACUAGAGAAGGAGAAGAUUCUUGUGUUCACACCAUCCCGAAGGGUCCAAGGCAGGAGAGUUGUCUGCUAUGAUGACCGGUUCAUAGUCAAACUGGCUUUUGAUUCUGAUGGCAUCAUUGUAUCCAAUGAUAACUAUCGAGACCUUCAAAUCGAAAAGCCAGAAUGGAAGAAGUUUAUAGAAGAGCGAUUGCUGAUGUAUUCUUUUGUGAAUGACAAAUUUAUGCCUCCAGAUGAUCCUUUAGGACGCCAUGGUCCAAGCCUUGAAAAUUUCUUAAGAAAGAGACCUGUUGUUCCUGAACACAAGAAGCAACCAUGCCCUUAUGGCAAAAAAUGCACCUACGGCCACAAGUGCAAAUACUACCAUCCGGAGCGGGCCAACCAACCCCAGCGUUCGGUGGCUGAUGAGCUCCGCAUCAGUGCCAAACUAUCCACAGUGAAAACUAUGAGUGAAGGCACCCUGGCCAAAUGUGGCACAGGGUUGUCUAAUGCCAAAAGUGAGAUAACCUCAGAAGUCAAGCGUGUGGCUCCUAAGCGCCAAUCAGAUCCCAGCAUUCGGUCGGUGGCUGUGGAACCUGAGGAAUGGCUGUCCAUUUCCCGUAAGCCGGAGGCCAGUUCUGUACCUUCACUUGUGACCGCACUAAGUGUCCCCACAAUCCCACCCCCCAAAAGCCAUGCAGUGGGUGCACUCAACACCCGUUCGGCCAGUAGCCCAGUGCCAGGAUCCUCUCAUUUCCCCCACCAGAAGUCCUCAUUGGAGCACAUGGCCAGCAUGCAGUAUCCCCCCAUCCUGGUUACCAACAGCCAUGGGACCCCUAUUAGUUAUGCCGAGCAAUACCCAAAGUUUGAGUCCUUGGGGGACCAUGGCUACUAUUCAAUGUUAGGUGACUUCUCCAAAAUGAACAUCAACAGCAUGCAUAAUCGAGAGUACUACAUGGCUGAAGCAGACUCGGGGGUGUAUGCCAGGAAUCCCAACCUCUGUCCAGACAGCCGUAUGAGCCAUACCAGGAAUGACAACUAUUCCUCUUACAACAACCUGUACUUGGCUGUAGCUGAUGCCCAUCCUGAAGGCAGUUUGAAGCUGCACCGCUCAGCAUCUCAAAACCGUCUUCAGCCUUUUCCUCAUGGUUACCAUGAAGCCUUAAUGCGAGCGCAGAGCUAUGGCCCAGAGGAUUCUAAGCAAGCCCCCCACAAGCAGUCAGUCCCCCACUUAGUUCUGCAUGCCCAGCACCCAGCAACUGGAGCACGCUUCAGCUGUCCUGGAGACUACCCCAUGCCUCACAAUAUCCAUCCUGGGGCAACUUCCCAGCCAGGACGUGCCCUGGUGAUGACUCGGAUGGACAGCAUUUCUGACUCCCGCCUCUAUGAGAGCAACCCCAUGAGGCAAAGACGGCCUCCUCUGUGCCGGGAACAACAUGCUAGCUGGGACCCACUGCCUUGUACAACUGACUCCUAUGGCUACCAUUCCUAUCCCUUGAGUAACAACCUCAUGCAACCAUGCUAUGAACCAGUGAUGGUACGGAGCGUACCUGAAAAGAUGGAGCAGCUUUGGAGGAAUCCUUGGGUCGGAAUGUGCAGUGAUUCCAGGGAGCAUAUGAUCCCAGAGCACCAGUAUCAGACCUACAAGAACCUCUGCAAUAUUUUCCCUUCCAACAUCGUCCUUGCAGUGAUGGAGAAGAAUCCUCACACAGCAGAUGCCCAGCAGCUGGCAGCCUUGAUUGUUUCUAAGCUUAGGGCUGCACGUUGACAUGACAUAGUAUCUAUUCCUUCAUACAAAUAUGAAUAUUAAUACUAAUAAUGCACUAAUACUAUGAUAAUAGUAACUAAUAAUUGUGUGUUGCGCUUUAAAAGUUACAGACUGUUAACGUCAUUGAAGCACAUAACAACCCUGUGAGGUAAGUUUUACUAAUGUGUUGUUUGCUAGACAAGGAAACUGAAGCUCAUUGAGAUUAAAUUAUUUGCUAAGGUCACACUGCUAGCAAAUUACCAAGUCAGGACUCACACCCAAGUCCUCUGAUUCCAAGUCUCAUACCCUUUUGCACUGCAUCAUGCAGGUAAUGAAGGACAAAACCUAGGGGGAGAGGCCCAAGUAUAAGAAACCCCAAGAGAUUCCAUUAUGUUGUCAUAGUUACACAUUUUAUAUUACAAAGUAUUGAUGAUAUAUCUAAUUUAGAGAACAUCAAGAUCAGGUCAUAUGUUGAAUUAACCUUUUAGAAUUUUUAAUAGGAAUAUUUAAAGCUAUUUAAAAACAAAUGCAUACUUUAUUGCAUGGAUAUCUGACCAUUUAAUAUCUUUAUUAACCAAGCUAUAGAGUCACAUCAAAGCUUCUAGAGCUAUAUUUCAAAUCUACUGCUAGGAAUUAUAUUGCAUGUAUGACUGUAUGCAUUUAGUUUGAAAUGUGUGUGUAUCUCUGUAUAACUUUUUAUAUAGUGGUAAGAUAGGCUCUGCACAGUCCUUAGUCUACAGCUAAACAGAUCACAAAUCUGAGUUGAUAAAUUUAUGUCACAUUUCAUAGUUUCAACUCACUUUUAAAGUGAAAUUACAUGCUAAUAUUUGAACACUGCUUUCUUAGGCAACAGAGCAAACUAUUUCCUUUGCACUUUUUUACUUAUCAACAUUUAUUAAGAGUUGUUAGCUUUUAAAUCUCUUCACCUCAGCAAUUUAGGGAUCAGAUUGCUGCCAUCUUCUGCAGAAUAGCUGAUUGAUAAGCUCAAGUUUCAAGCAUAGUAAGUGUGUGCUAGACAAGCACAAAAGAGUUUGACCAGGGCCAAGGAAUUUACUACCAGAAAGAUGGCCAAACUCAUGUGGCAUUAAAUGAUGAACACAAAAGCUGCACUCAAGAAGGGUCUAAUGGAUGAGCUUUGGACUUCUGAUCUAUGCAGUAUUCAACAUCACAGAAUAAAAUGUAAUGGAGGACAGUGCACAGCCAUGUAAUCCACUUUCUCCUACUGUCCACUCUUUGGGCAAUGAAGUUGAACAUUGGUGGAGCAGAAUUUCUUUAAGAAACACAACCAGGGGAUUUUCUAGAUAGAAAAAGUAGCUUCCAAAAGGGAUGCUACAUCUUUUGUAAUUUCUGGCUCAGUUAUGCACUUCAAAUACAUGCCAAGAGAGCAAACUUGCCCUUAGAUAAUUCUUAGAUGCAUUACUAAAGAAGGCAGGACUUUGGGUUGAGUGGCAUCAUUUGCACAACUUGUUAUCUUGCUCAGGGUGGGAACCUUUAUAGCUAAAUGCCUCUAGAAGAGGCAUUUUUAGUUUUUCUUUUUUUAAAGCUGCACUAAAUGAACCCCCUUUUUGAAUCUAUUGUAUAGUUCAGCAUUUUGAACCAUGACUAGCUCACUAUUUCAUGAGCUGGAUCUUAAUAAUUUCUAUGGUCGUUUUUUCAUAAAAGUUAAGAAGGCCUGGCCUUGGCCUUUUGUUUCUUCAUGAGAAGGUGUGACACUGCCUAUAAAUGUUUCUUACUCUGAAACACUCCGAAUGUGAGGCUGUAGUCAGGGUUGUUUCUGGUGGUUUGAUAAUGGCUUGCAUGCUCUUUAUUGGCUCUCCAUAACUGUCCUAGUUGAUAAAAAAUGUAUAAACCAAUGUUUCCCUUCUGUUAACCAUAGCUUCACAUUCAUGUCCUACCCUCUGAUUUUUCCAUUCCCCAGCAUAUUGAGGUGUAAAAGUAUUUUCUGCCAUGUAGGUCCAUAGAGAGUAACAGCUGCCACUGAAGUGCUUCCUAUUUCACACAACCACCAUUUCAUACUUUCAACUUCUUGCAUCUUCUAAAUCUGUCCUGUCUAAAUCAGGGUAUUUGACAAUUUUAGAGGACUCUAUUGUCUUUGUGCCGGUUAAUUCAUCUUCCUACCAAAAUCAUCAAUGGCACCACAGUGUCCACUACCUGCACAAUUUACCAGGAAGCACAAGAUUAAUCUUGUCAGCUGCAAUUCAUCUUGAACAUGUUCAUGUUUAGUAAUAAAAAAAAGUAUAAGCUCCUCCCAAUGCAGGAAAUAUUUUUAAGGCAGAAUAUGUAUUUAUUUCCUAAAAACAAUUGUCAUUCUCUUCUCAUAAAAUGUGUAUGAACCAAAGCUGCUAGGAGCAAUGCCUAAAAUAACCAGAAAUGACCUUUUGUUGAUACAAAUUGUAUCUCUCUUUUUCCUGAUUGUAUAGUAACAAAUGUACAAAACUCAUCUUAAACUAGGUUUGGUACUGACUUUCACCAUGAUGUUUGUGGCACUGUGUGUCACAGGGAAGUAGCCCAGGAGACAUGAGAGAGCUUUUAUUUCCAAAGGGCAGUAGUAGUUCAUAGACAAAGACAGUUUUUCAAGGCCUCUUUAUUACUAUGUGCACAUUGUAUAUACAGUUUCAAGCAUUAUAUUGCAAUAAAUUCUCCUUAGCCUAUUAAAUUUAAUAUGUCCUUGCAAAAGGAAUUUUGUAUACCAAGUGUCAGUAUUAGUGAAUCAUUUGCAAGAAUUGGUAAGUAGAGCUAUACAAUUAUGAAUGCAUAAAUCCAGCUUGUUUCUUAGUGAAGUUAUUAGAGAAACAUUUUCUUUACAUUGAGGCCUACACACUUCUUGACUUUUCCAUUGUGUCUGUAAUUAUAAAACAGCAAAUACAAAGAAGCAUUGGAACCCCCUUGGCUUCCUUGAUAAUGAAAUCAAGCUUCCUUCAUGGACCUAAGUGGGUGUCCUUCAAGAUAUUUACCUCAAAGCACUCAGCAGGGGUUACUGCACAGUGUUUUGUGUGGUUUUCAAGCAGUAGUACAUUUUGCAAGAGGUGCUUUGCAAUUUUAAUUCUUCCUCUGAGUUUCUGAACUCAUGGAAAGUCUACGCUUGUUCAGACCUUAGAUUUUGUAGAUUUUGUUGUUGUUGUUAUGUUUUAUUUCAACCUGAGGAAGUGUGACUCUGGAGUGGCAUGUUCAAUCCAGGGAACCUUUUCAAAGGUAGCAUAUAGCCACUACACCCUCUCUUAAGGUGCAAGGUAUGGAAGGGAGAAUGACAGAUGCCUUAUGGAAAUGGCCUACAAACUUUUCUUCUAAGUAAUUAUUUCUGUCCCUCUCUCCCUCUCUCUGCUAGUUUCCAGGAGAAUACUUCUAAAUCCCACUUUUUCUAUUUUAGAAUAAAUUGUCUUUAUACAAUAUUCAAACAUCGAUACCCAUUAACCUUUGACACUGGGUUUUCUUCUAAUAUAAAAAAAUUAAUUUGAGAUACCAUUCUAUUUAUGCUAUACAAAUGCCCCUUUUGAGGGCCAAUUUCUUUCUUUCUUUCUUCUCUUUCCUUCCUCCCUCCCUUCCUUCCUC
Messenger RNA from Myotis brandtii (Brandt's bat), 6775 nucleotides. RefSeq names its product zinc finger CCCH-type containing 12B (gene ZC3H12B). The transcript has 8 exons. The record is from RefSeq and is a predicted model, not a curated record. Bases 734 to 3247 code for a protein of 837 amino acids. NCBI's taxonomy places the organism in Eukaryota, Metazoa, Chordata, Mammalia, Chiroptera, Vespertilionidae. Gene Ontology annotation, molecular function: RNA endonuclease activity; mRNA binding; metal ion binding. Gene Ontology annotation, cellular component: cytoplasmic ribonucleoprotein granule; nucleus.